AUGAAUAAAAUCUCACUCAAAUUAGGAAACAAGAACUUGAAAAAGAACAUCACCAAAAAGGUAAAAAAAAAGAGCUCUUCCCAGAAGGUUAACCUAUUUAACUGGGAGAAUGCGGAAGUAACAAGUAUUUCGCAUAAAUCUCAAAAUAAGAUAAAGAUUCAAAGUAUUGACAAAUUCGAUCUUGAUGAGGAAUCAUCUCUCAAAAAAAGACUAGUAAUCAAACUGAAGGAAAAUUCAAAUGCCAAAAAAAACGAUACCUCUUUGGUGGAAUAUGUCACUGAAAAAGAAUACAGUGAAGUACCUUUCGAGGAGUUUGGAGAUGCACUACUCCGAGGUAUGGGAUGGGAAAGCGAUGAGGAGGAUGUUAAAGGAGGCAAGGAACACAACAGCAAAAAAGACAAUGCAGAUAUCUCGCGGAUGCACCCUGAUGGAUUGGGGAUUGGUGCUAAACUAAACAAGGCAAUAAGCGUGAAGGAAACAACAUUCAUGCCUGUCGUAAAAAUCGAUAAAUCGACGGGCGCCAAGGUUAAUGAAGAUAAAAAAGAGAACCUGAGUAACGAUAUGGCUUGA
Molecule: messenger RNA, 570 nt
Organism: Saccharomyces mikatae IFO 1815
Lineage: Eukaryota; Fungi; Ascomycota; Saccharomycetes; Saccharomycetales; Saccharomycetaceae
Gene: SPP2
Product: spliceosome ATPase-activating subunit SPP2
Exons: 1
Coding region: 1-570 (189 amino acids)
Source: RefSeq, a predicted model, not a curated record